Notolabrus celidotus (New Zealand spotty) is the source of this 1273-nucleotide messenger RNA. Its product is annotated as putative nuclease HARBI1. The transcript is spliced from 2 exons. The coding region runs from base 18 to 1145 and encodes 375 amino acids. The record is from RefSeq and is a predicted model, not a curated record. NCBI's taxonomy places the organism in Eukaryota, Metazoa, Chordata, Actinopteri, Labriformes, Labridae.
UUCAACCGCUGAGAGACAUGGAUGAGGAAAUGCACUUCCGAUAUUUUCGUAUGUCGGCAAGUAGAUUCGACGAUUUGGUUCGUCGUCUGCAGCCCUUUAUCUCACGCCAGAGUACACACAGUAUGCCUGUAGACAUUACUCAGAGACUUGCAGUUACCCUUCGAAUUUUGGCCUCAGGUGGAAGCCAACAGGCUGUAGCUGCUAGCUACAAGCUAGCGUCUAGCACGGUGUCUUCUAUUCUGUCUGAGGUAUGCAAAGCUUUGUGGGAAGCACUGCAGCCAGAGUUCCUUCCCUGCCCUUCUGUUGGACAAUGGGAGACGAUUGCAGCAGAUUUUUGGAGACUGUGGAACUUUCCUAACUGUGUGGGCAGCUUAGAUGGAAAGCAUGUCAACGUAAAGGCACCGCCACAAGCCGGGAGCGACUACUACAACUACAAAGGAGCCCAUUCCAUCGUGCUGAUGGCCACCUGUGACGCCAGGUAUCGAUUUACCAUGGCUGAUGUUGGAGGAUAUGGAAGGGAAAGUGACGGGGGCAUCUUCAAGGAGAGCAAAUUUGGAUCCAUGCUGCUCGAGCACAAACUGAACCUGCCUCCACCAGCUGAUCUCACUGGAACGGAUGUUCCAAUUCCUCAUGUGAUUGUUGCUGCAUUCCCCCUACACUGCAAUCUCAUGCGUCCCUUUCCAGGGAAAAACAUGACAAUGGAGAAACAGACCUACAACUACCGACACUCCAGAGCCAGACGGGUGAUAGAAAAUUCAUUCGGCAUCAUGGUGGCACGUUGGAGGAUUCUUGGGCGAGCCCUGGAGUUUCUGCCCCAAAAAUCUGUUGAUGUUGUGAAAGCUUGUGUAGUUCUACACAACUACCUGGCCUACACUGAUGAAGUGAACACCCUGGGGAGCAGAUACAUUCCUCCUAAUUUUGCAGACUCUGAGACAGCUGGGUCAACUCAUCCUGGCGAGUGGCGAAGAGUGGUUGCAGGGGACACCAAUCUUUUUGAGCCCCUGGACCCUCGUGUCCUUUCCAGGAGCCGAUCCACCAGAGCAGCCAUCGGUGUGAGAAAUGACCUGAUGGCUUUCUUUCAGUCACCUUGUGGAAGUGUGCCAUGGCAGAAUGACAUUGUGUGCAGAGGCCAACUCUCACAUUAAAUUGUUGGAAUAGUUGCAGCUUGUGUCCUGUUGGCAUUUACACAUGUACUGUUUUGUUGUGAAAUUGCUUUCAGACUGGUGUUAUUGUUUUGUUGUUAAAGAUCACAUAGAAUAAAGUUUUGCUAAUA